AUGACAAAACAAACUGAACGUAAAGAAAUAAAUUUAAUGAAUUUAGAAUUAUUUCCAAAUGAAAUUUUAUUUGAUUUAUUUGUCUAUUUCGAUGGUGUUGAUCUUUUUCAUACAUUUUAUAAUCUUAAUUCUCGUUUUAAUUUUCUUCUUUAUCAACAAUAUCGAUUCUAUUCUUUCAAUUUUAAUUUUAUAUCCAAACGUAAUUUUGAUCUGAUAUGUAAACAACAUUUAUCAUUUGUAACUAAUCAAAUUCUUGCUCUUCGUAUUUCUGAUAAUGCAAAUUUUCCUAGACAAGUGAAUUUAUUUAUUUCUUACAUGUCAUCCUUUAGUCAAUUCACUCAUUUACAAUCACUUUCAUUAUCUUAUCUUCAUUCAUAUAAUAUAUUAAUGAAAAUUAUCGAUGAAUGUCAUCAGCUUGGUCAUCUCACUCAUUUAUAUAUGAAAUCCUGUUAUUUUCCAAAAGAUCAAGGUGAUUUUCUCUUAAUAAUCAAUAAAGUUUGGAGUUUACUAAAACUUACUCAUUGUUAUUUUCAAAUUAACAUUGAAGAACAAGAGUUUUUUCGUAUACCAACAACAAUCUCCUCAUCUCUUCAAUGUUUGUCUGUAUGUGGAAGUGUAUUGAAAUCAUAUCAGAUUAAUGCAUUGAUUGACCAUACCAUUCAUCUUCGAUAUCUUUCAAUACCUAUUGAGUUUGAUAUUUACGAAGGUUAUAAAUCAUCUUCAUUUCUCAUCCCAACCAAUUUGAAUAUUACAAUAACUUAUUUAUAUAAUUUUGAAAAAUUAAUUUCCUUUUUUCGUCAUACAUCGAAUUUAUGUCGAUUACGUAUCACGUUAUCAUUUAAUAUAAUUGAUGGUCAUCAAUGGGAACAUAUCAUUCGUAAUUACUUACCAAAACUUCGAGUAUUUCGAUUUAAUAUGAGUAAGAGAUUACGUUACGAUGAUAAUAUAAAGAAACAAGUCGAUGAAUUAAUUGAUUCAUUCAGUAGUUCAUUUUGGAUUAAUGAUCAUCAAUGGUUUGUUCGAUGUUUUACACAGAAGAACACCGUUCAUCUCUCUACGUUAUCUACGACAUUUAACUAUUAUAAAGACGAACUUCUUGAUAUAUGGAAAUCAACUUAUCCAAACGAUGUCGAACAAGAGUUUUAUGAUAAUCUAACUACUAUCAAUAAGGAAUUCUUUUUUAAUCAAUUGAUUCCAUCUCAUAUUCGUUUGCCUAAUCUUCGCAAUCUUUGGAUCGAAUUUCCUAUUAAUGAUCGGUUUUGGUCUAUUGUUCCAAACUUAAAUCAUUUGUAUUCACUUACAAUUUUCUCUUAUAUUAAUAGUUUUCAAUUUCAAUUGCAAAAUUUUCUCGAUCAAAUACCUCAUCUUAAUAGAUUGGCUAUUGGUCCAGAUAACUCAUUACCUUUGCAAAUAUCAUUAUUCAAAUGUACAAAUGUAUCAAUUCGUCAACUUGAUUUACAGAAUUAUGUUUAUGGAUUCAAUGAAGAAGAAUGUAUUAUAUUGUGUCAAUCAUCAUUAGGUAUUCAAUGUCAAGUACUUUUUAUUCAAGUCAGAAAUCCUCAAAGUAUUAUUUAUCUUAUUAAAAACAUGGUCAAUCUUCAACAAUUACAUGUUCAAUGUAAAUUUGAGAAGAACUGUGAACAUUUACCAAAAAUAGCAAAUGGUGAACUUAUUCAAUGGUUAAAAGAACAGUUACCUUCAACAUAUUCAAUUGUAACACAUCCAUCUCUUGCUAAUCGUUUUCAAAUAUUCAUUUAUUAA
Rotaria sp. Silwood1 is the source of this 1761-nucleotide messenger RNA. NCBI's taxonomy places the organism in Eukaryota, Metazoa, Rotifera, Eurotatoria, Philodinida, Philodinidae. The record is from the annotation of a GenBank genome assembly.